AUGGCCGGGGAAGCAUCCUCAUCACCCUCCUCCUCCGCUUCGGAGAUUGUCACCCUGAACGUCGGCGGCCAGCGCUUUGACACCACUCGCCACACUCUGCUCUCCAUCAACGACACCUUCUUCUCGGUGCUGCUCUCCGGCCGCCUGCCGAGCAGCAAGGACCAAACGGGGGCCCUCUUCAUCGACCGCGACCCGGCGCUCUUCGCCAUCAUACUCAAUUACCUGCGAACUAAUCAGCUCUUUGCCGUCACCGAGGCAAAUGUGGAGGCGCUCAAACAUGAGGCGCAGUUUUACGGCAUCAGUCCUCUGGUGCGACAGCUGGAGCUGUACGGCAGUCUGGUGGAGAGUCCUACCUGCAGUGGCGAUAUUCUCUUUCAGGUGAACAAACCAAGUGAAAGCGUCGAACUCGGUCCGGUGAAACAGAUCGUCUCUUUUGACAAUGGCCUGGUGGUCGUCUACAGCCACUGCGUCAACUGCUACCGCCUUUCCGAUAAUUACGGCUGGCAGUGCGUCUUUGAGUCAGGCUUCAUUGAAAAUGAGAUCGUCUCGGUAGACUUUCAUUUUGAGUUCUCCAUGGAUCUACGGUUCAUGUUGGCCAUCUGCGAGAAGGAGAUUCGAUUGCUGUCCACUCGUCGGCUGCCCUAUCAGCUGGAGAACAAUGGCGGCGGUGGUGGAGGCGGCGGUGGGGGUGGUGGUGUUGGUGGUGGAAACAAUCAGGCAUUCAACAACAAUUCCGUUCUUUACCGAUCUCGGCACAGCAACACCACCAGAACUUAUCAGUGCGAGGAGAUUGGACGUUUUCACCUAAACAACUACCCCAUUGAUUCGAUGUUCUUCAUUGGGACGCAGUUGGUGGCACUGAGCAAGGAGAAGGGCCGCGUAGGCAUCUGGAACAGCUCCCGUCGCUGGCUGGUGCAGGACCUGAAGCAGAACAAGACCUCGGUGAUCACUGCCUACGACAAGGCCGAGUCCGACUACCUCUUUCUCUGCUCGAACCAGGGCACCAUCUUCCUCAUUGACAUGCAGAAGUUUCCCCUGCGACUGAAGGACGGCGAUCUGCUGAUCAACGAGUUCUACAAGGACCCCGAGGGCGAGGAGAUCUGCGCCAUCAGCUGCUUCCUCUGCGCUUCACAACGCACCGACUACUUUCCCAUCAGCGAGAAGUCGAUUGAGAUUGCCUACGGCACAAAGAACGGCACCGUGCGCAUUCUGGUGCACCACCCGGAGACGGUCGGCCAGGGGCCGCAGCUCUUUCAGACGAUCAAGGUGCACAUGGCCGCCAUUCGGACGAUCACCCUCAACAGCGACUACCUCAUUACGAUGGAUUGCAAACAGAGUUAUAGAAGUUGUGGUGGUGGUGGUGGUGUUGGUGGCUGUGGCGUGGAUUUGGGUUCUGAAGGUUGA
Rhagoletis zephyria (snowberry fruit fly) is the source of this 1404-nucleotide messenger RNA. NCBI's taxonomy places the organism in Eukaryota, Metazoa, Arthropoda, Insecta, Diptera, Tephritidae. The record is from RefSeq and is a predicted model, not a curated record.